This is a messenger RNA of Coccinella septempunctata (seven-spotted ladybird), 987 nucleotides long. RefSeq names its product H/ACA ribonucleoprotein complex subunit 1-like. Gene Ontology annotation, biological process: snoRNA guided rRNA pseudouridine synthesis; ribosome biogenesis. NCBI's taxonomy places the organism in Eukaryota, Metazoa, Arthropoda, Insecta, Coleoptera, Coccinellidae. The record is from RefSeq and is a predicted model, not a curated record. Bases 126 to 815 code for a protein of 229 amino acids. Gene Ontology annotation, cellular component: box H/ACA snoRNP complex. Gene Ontology annotation, molecular function: box H/ACA snoRNA binding. The transcript has 3 exons.
GCUGUUUGUAUUAGUUGGUAUUUUGGUUGGUAUUUUGGUAUCGUGUAUUGUGUUGGAUUAGAGCAUCUGAGAUUUAUUCUCAGUCUAGAAAUUAUCAUCAGUGAAAGCAGAAAAACGGUUUAAACAUGUCUUUUCGAGGCAGAGGCGGUGGUGGUUUCCGUGGGGGCCGAGGUGGCCGAGGUGGAUUUGGGGGCGGACGAGGCGGAGGCCGUGACAGAUUUCAGCAACAAGGUCCACCAGAGAGAGUAAUUCCAUUUGGAUAUUUCGAUUAUACAUGCCAAGAUGAUUUAGUAGUGAAAGCUGAAAUAGAAGAUGUACCAUUUUUUAAUGCUCCUAUUUACUUGGAAAAUAUGGAACAGAUAGGAAAAAUUGACGAAAUUCUUGGCAACGUUAGGGAUUAUUCUGUUACAGUUCGUUUGUCAGAAAAUAUUUAUAGUUCCAGUUUUCAAAAAAAUCAGAAGUUGUUCAUUGAUCCAGCCAAGCUUUUGCCACUCCAAAGGUUCCUCCCUAAACCUCCAGGUGCUCCUAGCGCAAAAAGGGGCCCAGGAGGAGGUAGGGGAGGCAGAGGUGGUGGCCGUGGUGGUGGUGGUAGAGGAGGCAGAGGAGGUUUUGGAGGCGGCGGUAGAGGUGGUGGCUUUGGAGGCAGAGGGGGCGGUUUUGGAGGCAGAGGGGGUUCUGGUGGAGGACGAGGUGGCAGAGGAGGAUUUGGAGGAGGUGGUGGAAGAGGAGGUUUUGGAGGCGGUGGUAGGGGAGGCUUUGGUGGUGGCAAUAACUGGAAUAGGUCAGCACCGAUGAAGAGGAAAUUCGAAGAAUGAUCAAGAUCAUCAUUGUGUACAGAUGUUUUACUUUGGUACAAGAUACUUGACCUUAAAAUAUGGAUAAUUUGUUAUUCAUAUCAACAUAAUGUUAUGCUGAAAUGUAAUGAAUUUUUUAUUUGAUAAAUAAGAAAAAAACUUGUAAUAAUAAAACAGUGAUCGCCAAUUUUAA